AUGACGACAAAAGAAGCAUGGGAUAAACUUCAAACUUGCAGCAAAGGAGUGGAACAGGUGAAAAAGAUUCGUCUUCAAACUAUUAGAGGUGAUUUUGAAUGUUUAUUUAUGGAAGAGUCUGAGUCAAUUUCUGAUUAUUUUUCUCGAGUAUUGGUCAUAGUCAAUCAACUUAAAAGAAAUGGCGAAGAUGUUGAUGAGGUGAAAGUCAUGGAGAAAAUACUUCGCACUUUAAAUCCAAGUUUUGACUUCAUUGUUACCAACAUUGAAGAAAAUAGGGAUUUAAAGACCAUGACUAUUGAGAAACUCAUGGGUUCCUUACAAGCAUACGAAGAAAAACAAAAGAGAAAAAUUAAACAAAAGGAGGCUAUGGAGCAACUACUACAACUCAACAUAAAGGAAGCAAAUUAUGCGAAUUACAAGAGCCAAAGAGGACGAGGUCGUGGCCAGGAUCGUGGGCGUGGACGAGGACAUGAAGGAGAAGGAAGAGGUAGUUACAACAACUACUCUAACAAUGGAGAAAGAAGUUGGAAUCCACAAGCAACAAGAGGCCGUGGAAGAGGAAAUUCAUGGUCGAGGUGUGACAAAUCACAAAUCAAAUGCUUCAACUGCAACAAGAUCGGUCACUAUGCAUUUGAGUGUAGAUUCUCGAAGAAAGUUGUGGAGAAAGCUAACUUUGUAGAAGAAAAAUGCGGAGAAGAAGAAACUUUUUUGCUCGCAUGCCAAAACCAAGUUGAAGAGAAAAGAAACAAAUGA
Molecule: messenger RNA, 753 nt
Organism: Lathyrus oleraceus (garden pea)
Lineage: Eukaryota; Viridiplantae; Streptophyta; Magnoliopsida; Fabales; Fabaceae
Exons: 1
Coding region: 1-753 (250 amino acids)
Molecular function (GO): zinc ion binding; nucleic acid binding
Source: RefSeq, a predicted model, not a curated record